Molecule: messenger RNA, 558 nt
Organism: Caenorhabditis remanei
Lineage: Eukaryota; Metazoa; Nematoda; Chromadorea; Rhabditida; Rhabditidae
Exons: 3
Coding region: 1-558 (185 amino acids)
Source: RefSeq, a predicted model, not a curated record
AUGAGCUACAACGAUGAUCGACAAGAAGAUUAUCUAAAAGAGUAUAUAAAGAAGCAAACAGAUGAAACACAAUGUGAUAUUUGCUUUGAACUCAUUACAAAUAACGAAUUUUUGAAGCACUUGGAAGAUUGUGCAGAGAUGAAUAAAGUCAGUGGAAUGAAGAAAAAGGCAAUCUUCUACCGAUUCAUGUCUUCUGAGUACUCUAUCAAUCAGCAAUUUUCCGCUUUACGAGAAAAAUUGGAGCUGGAGAUCAUGACCUCCGAUUUCGAGAGCGUUUUCAAACAAGAAGGAGAAACAAUUGUUGGAAAGACUAUGGCUCAUUUCGGGAGUUAUCUCUAUUUGGAGAAGCAAUUGGGUCUUGAAGAGAUCGAGAAACGAUACGAAGAGUCAGACAAAUUGGAAGAAGAGAAAUCAAAGUUUUUUAAUGAGAGAAGCGCAGAAAAUCUAGAAGAGUACCGCCUCAAGAAGAAAAGUGUAAAAGAGGAACUUCAAAAUCAAUUGAAACGAAUGAUGGAGUAUGUUAUGAAGAAAAAGGAUACAACACAUUUAACUUUAUGA